AUGUCCAACGGCAUCAACAACCCAUCCGGUAUCUUCUUUACCGCAACUGCCCCGUUGUACCUGGUGUUCGCACCUGUCGCAUCUGCAAUCACAGCACCCAAUGGCAUUGUUCAAAAUGCCAUUAGCACCAUGCUCAGUCUCGUGGGCGGCGAUAUAACAUCCGAUCGCGCAAUCCCUGCACUUGCCCUCCUUUACGGAUUUUGGAGUUUCGCCGGCAGUGGCGCUCUGUCCGUCGCCGGGCAGGCCAUGUCCAGAGCCGUCGGCUACGACAACGAUCACCCCCGCAAGCACCGCGCAAACUUGGACGGCCUCCCAUUGCGCCUCGUGUCCGCCCAUAAUUCGCUGCUGGAGAUCUUCCCUCUGUUUGCGACAGUGGCGUGUCUUGCCCAGGUGAUUGCGCCCGGAGAUCAACAGAUUCGGAACCUUGUUGGUCUUCAUGUGCUCGCGAAAACAUUCGUUUUCUAUCCUGCAUAUCUUGCUGGCCUUCCCCCUUUGAGAUCGAUGUCACACGUGAUUUCUGUCUCGGCCCUUCUCAGGACUCUUUGGCUGCUCACGGUAUAA
Molecule: messenger RNA, 561 nt
Organism: Penicillium bovifimosum
Lineage: Eukaryota; Fungi; Ascomycota; Eurotiomycetes; Eurotiales; Aspergillaceae
Product: MAPEG family protein
Exons: 3
Coding region: 1-561 (186 amino acids)
Cellular component (GO): membrane
Source: RefSeq, a predicted model, not a curated record